AAAAAACAGUGAUUUGAAAAACCUACUUUAUUUACAAAAUUAUUUAAAAUUCAUAUUUGACACUGAUUUUAAACAUUUACGCUCAAAUGUAUGUACAACGAACCGUUGCCAAGGAUACCUUAUUACGCCAGUGCAAUAACGAAGUAUACUUUAUCAUAUUCCGCAAGUGACAUGAAGUGCAUUGUAAUAGCAUUAAUAAUAAAAUAAAAUUACAUUUUCAUAUUAAUUAUUUAAUAACAAAGAAAAAAGCGAAAAACAAUGAAGUUCAUACCUUUGCAUACGAAGAACACAGCUAUAAUUUACAAGAACUCGCUAUGUUCCUCCGCAAGCAUUAUCGUACUCAUUUUCAUUAUCUUGUCUGUAAUGAUACCCAUGUUGCUGGUGUCGCUUCUCAGUCCGUAUUCCGGUAUUUCGGAAUCACGUAUACUCUUCGAGCAACCGCGACUGCAAUUUAAAUUUCAAAGCAUAUUAAUUGCUGAAACGGAAGGGGAAGAUGUGAAUCACAUAAAAAAUGUUAAUUUGGUGGUAUGCAGUACCCUGCCGCAGCUAAAUACUGUUGUAAUGGAACUGGGCCAAAGUUGUGAGGGAAUUAAGUAUUGGACCGACGACUUUGAUCAUGAUGGCACAAUUGAUCGCGCACAUUUCCAACAACAACUAGAAUCACUACCAGGUCGCAUCAAGAGCAUCAAUUUGGCAAUACUUUUUGAGGCGAAGCUGAAGCACAAAUGUUCUCUUUCGCCGCCAGCACUUCUCACUUAUCAUAAUGUUAUCCCAUCAGGAAUGCAGUUAAGCACUGGCACCAUAUUACUAAAAGCGGAAUUAAAACUUAAGCAAUAUAUAGAGUUCACUUGCCCAUUUCCCGGUCGCAAUACUAAAACACAAUUUCUUCCGGUGAAAUUCAACUCCAAUAGUAGUCAUGUGAACAUGAACGAUUUUCAAAUACAAAACCUGCUUGAACAACUAAAAAGGAAUCCAGCAUAUUUUCAGCUCUCGGAACAAGAAACUUACUUUCGACGCGAAUCCGGAAACACACUUCGCAUACAAUUGGAUUUAGAUGUAUUGCAAGUGCCUGCGCGAUACCACCUUAGUGUUUGGGAGCGCCUGGGACAAUUUUGGUUAUAUUUUGCUUCCUUCUUCGGUAUCUCAUUCUAUAUUAUGAACAAAGUUAAAGAUUAUUUGUUUGGUCAGCACAUUAUUCGGGCUUGGGAAGUGAUACCUUGGAAGAAGCUCUACUGA
Messenger RNA from Zeugodacus cucurbitae (melon fly), 1236 nucleotides. RefSeq lists its product as uncharacterized. The record is from RefSeq and is a predicted model, not a curated record. Gene Ontology annotation, cellular component: ciliary membrane; ciliary transition zone. Gene Ontology annotation, biological process: regulation of protein localization; cilium assembly. NCBI's taxonomy places the organism in Eukaryota, Metazoa, Arthropoda, Insecta, Diptera, Tephritidae. Bases 259 to 1236 code for a protein of 325 amino acids. The transcript has 3 exons.